This is a messenger RNA of Arabis nemorensis, 5700 nucleotides long. Lineage: Eukaryota; Viridiplantae; Streptophyta; Magnoliopsida; Brassicales; Brassicaceae. The record is from the annotation of a GenBank genome assembly.
AUGUCUCGCUCGGCUGCUCCAAUUAUAAUUGUGGGCUCACAUGUGUGGGUUGAAGAUCCACAUUUAGCAUGGAUAGAUGGAGAAGUGACUCGAAUUGAUGGUGGAAACAUUCAUGUUAAAACCAAGAAGGGGAAAACCGUUGUGACGAAUGUAUACUUUCCCAAGGAUACCGAAGUUCCACCUGGAGGUGUAGAUGACAUGACAAAGCUUUCAUACCUGCAUGAGCCUGGAGUCUUACAAAACCUUAAGACGAGAUAUGAAAUUAAUGAUAUCUACACAUAUACGGGAAAUAUCCUAAUUGCUGUUAAUCCAUUCCAAAGGUUGCCUCAUAUUUAUGAAACCGAUAUGAUGGAAGAAUAUAAGGGAAUUGGACUUGGGGUACUAAGUCCUCAUGUUUUUGCUAUCGGGGAUGCUGCAUACAGGGCAAUGAUUAAUGAAGGAAAAAGCAAUUCGAUUUUGGUAAGUGGAGAAAGUGGUGCUGGUAAAACCGAGACGACAAAGAUGCUCAUGAGGUACCUUGCCUUUUUGGGAGGGAGGUCUGGUGUAGAAGGAAGGACAGUUGAACAGCAAGUCUUAGAGUCCAAUCCGGUUCUCGAAGCAUUUGGCAAUGCAAAAACUUUACGGAACAACAAUUCGAGUCGUUUUGGUAAAUUUGUUGAAAUCCAGUUUGACAAGAAUGGAAGGAUAUCUGGGGCAGCUAUUAGGACUUAUCUGCUUGAGAGGUCCCGUGUUUGUCAAAUCUCAGAUCCCGAAAGGAACUACCAUUGCUUUUACCUUCUUUGUGCUGCUCCGCCAGAGGAUAUAGAGAAGUACAAGCUGGGAAACCCACAGUUAUUCCAUUAUCUAAAUCAGUCAAGUUGUUAUAAACUGGAUGGUGUUGAUGAUGCUAGCGAAUACCUUGAAACCAGAAGAGCUAUGGAUGUAGUUGGAAUCAGUAAUGAAGAACAGGAGGCAAUCUUCAGGGUGGUUGCUGCAAUUCUUCAUCUUGGUAACAUUGAUUUUGGAAAGGGGGAAGAGAUUGAUUCCUCGGUCAUCAAGGAUGAAAAAUCCCGAUUCCAUCUUAACUUGGCGGCAGAGCUACUUAUGUGUAACGCCCAGAGCCUAGAAGAUGCUCUAAUUAGGCGAGUGAUGGUUACACCUGAAGAGAUUAUCACGAAAACUCUGGAUCCCGAUAAUGCAAUCGCGAGUAGGGAUACCCUGGCCAAGACAAUCUAUUCUCACUUGUUUGACUGGAUUGUGAAUAAAAUUAAUACUUCCAUCGGGCAGGACCCAAGGUCAAAGUCGAUAAUUGGAGUUUUGGAUAUCUAUGGGUUUGAAAGUUUCAAAUGCAAUAGUUUUGAGCAAUUCUGCAUCAAUUUCACGAAUGAAAAACUGCAACAGCAUUUUAAUCAGCAUGUUUUCAAGAUGGAACAGGAAGAGUACACCAAAGAAGAGAUCGACUGGAGCUACAUAGAAUUUAUUGAUAACCAAGAUGUUCUUGAUUUAAUUGAAAAGAAACCAGGCGGAAUUAUUUCACUUCUAGAUGAAGCCUGCAUGUUCCCCAAGUCUACACACGAAACCUUCUCCCAAAAGUUGUUCCAGACGUUCAAAAAUCACGAGAGAUUUUCCAAACCGAAGCUUUCUCGCACUGAUUUUACCAUAUCGCAUUAUGCGGGAGAGGUUACUUAUCAAUCAAACCAUUUUAUCGACAAGAACAAGGAUUAUAUAGUUGCUGAACAUCAAGCGCUAUUUACUGCGUCCAAUUGCUCCUUUGUGGCUGGUUUGUUCCAUGCGCUUCAUGAAGACUCAUCCAGGUCAUCAAAGUUUUCUUCCAUUGGGUCACGGUUCAAGCAACAACUUCACUCGCUGAUGGAAACACUAAAUGGUACAGAACCUCAUUACAUCAGAUGUAUAAAGCCGAACAAUGUUCUUAAACCUGGUAUCUUUGAGAAUUUCAACGUCAUUCAUCAAUUACGUUGUGGGGGUGUUCUUGAGGCCAUUAGGAUCAGUUGCGCUGGCUAUCCUACCAGGCUUGCCUUCUAUGACUUUCUUGAACGUUUUGGUCUCCUUGCUCCAAAAGUCUUGGAAGGGAAUUACGAUGAUGAAGUAGCUUGCCAAAUGAUUCUUGAUAAGAAAGGUCUGAUGGACUACCAGGUAGGAAAGACAAAGAUUUUCCUUCGAGCUGGUCAGAUGGCUGAAUUAGAUGCUAGGAGAGCAGAGGUGCUUGGAAAUGCUGCCAGAGUCAUUCAGAGGCUAUUUCGCACAUGCAUUGCCAGAAAGAAAUUCCGUUCUAUUCGCAAUGCUGCAAUUGUACUGCAAUCUUACCUACGAGGCGAGAUUGCCCGAACAGUACACAAAAAACUGAAAAUAGAAGCUGCAGCUCUAAGAUUCCAGAAGAAUUUCCGCCGGUACAUCGCCAGCAAAUCUUUUGUCACCACCAGAUCAUCUACAAUCACGUUGCAGACCGGCUUAAGGGCCAUGAUUGCACGUAAGGAAUUCAGGUUACGAAGGCAAACAAAAGCCGCCAUUGUGAUUCAGGCUCACUGGCGUGGUCACCAAGUAUACUCAUAUUAUACAAGACUUCAGAAGGCGGCAAUAGCCACUCAAUGUUCCUGGAGAUGCAGACUUGCUAGAAGAGAGCUUAGAAUGCUGAAAAUGGCUGCAAGAGAAACCGGUGCUCUUAAAGAUGCUAAAGAUAAAUUGGAGAAGCGGGUGGAAGAGCUUACCUGGCGUUUGCAAUUGGAGAAGCGAUUAAGGACUGAUCUUGAGGGGGCAAAGGUGCAAGAAGUUGCAAAGCUGCAAGAGGCUUUGCAUACCAUGCAGUCACAUUUGGAAGAAGCUACUGCAGUGGUCGUAAAGGAACAGGAGGCGGCUCGAAUAGCAAUUGAAGAAGCUAGUAGAGUUAAAAAGGAUCCUGUUGUCGUUGAAGAUACAGAGAAGAUUGAUUAUUUGAGCAACGAAAUUGAGAGGCUAAAGGGACUGUUGUCAUCAGAAACACAUAAGUCAGAUGAAGCAACGCAGGCCUAUCGUGGUGCUUUGGUCCAAAAUGAGGUAUUAAGUAAGAAACUUGAAGAAGCUGGAAGAAAAAUAGAUCAGCUUCAAGAUUCUGUUCAGAGAUUCCAAGAAAAGGUCUCUAAUUUGGAGUCAGAGAAUAAGGUACUCCGGCAACAAUCUCUUUCCAUCUCACCGACUACUAGAGCUUUGGCUCUAAGACCAAAAACUACCAUAAUUCAGAGAACUCCCGAGAAGGAAACUUUCUCCAAUGGAGAAACAAAACAAGUUCACGAACCUGAAACUGAGGAUAGGCCCCAGAAAUCGCUUAAUCAGAAACAGCAGAUAAAUCAAGAGCUUCUUCUAAAGUCUAUUUCGGAAGAUAUAGGAUUUUCUGAAGGCAAGCCUGUUGCUGCAUGUCUGAUAUACAAGUGUCUGAUACACUGGAGAUCUUUUGAAGUAGAAAGAACCAGUAUAUUUAAUCGCAUUAUAGAGACAAUAGCAUCCGUCAUCGAGAUGCAGGAAAACAGCGAUGUCCUAUGCUAUUGGUUAUCCAAUUCCGCCACACUGUUAAUGUUGCUUCAACGCACUAUUAAUGUUGCUUCAACUCCUAGACGUCGGGGAAUGUCUGCAUCUUUGUUUGGACGGGUAUCUCAGAGCUUCGGAGUUUCUCCGCCAAGUGUUGGAUUCCCAUUUAUGAAUGGAAGGAAGAUUAAUAGUGGGCUAGACGACCUACGUCAAGUUGAAGCUAAAUACCCUGCUUUGCUUUUCAAGCAGCAACUCACCGCUUUCCUAGAAAAGAUAUAUGGAAUGAUCAGAGACAGGAUGAAGAAAGAGAUUGCUCCUCUGCUUGCUUCUUGCAUUCAGGCACCGAGGACACCACGUUCUGGUUUAGUAAAGGGACGUUCACAAAAUAAUUUUGUUGCUCAAAAAGCGCUAAUUGCUCAUUGGCAAAACAUUGUCACAUGUCUAGACGGCCACUUGAGGACUAUGAGGGCCAAUUAUGUGCCUUCGUUGCUAAUUUCUAAAGUGUUCGGGCAGAUAUUUUCAUUUAUAAAUGUUCAGUUGUUUAACAGCCUUCUUUUGAGACGUGAAUGCUGCUCGUUUAGCAAUGGAGAGUACGUAAAAACUGGGCUUGGGGAGCUGGAAAAGUGGUGCCAUGAUGCAACUGAGGAGUUUGUUGGUUCAGCUUGGGAUGAACUAAAGCACAUCAGACAAGCUGUUGGCUUCUUGGUUAUCCAUCAGAAGCCAAAGAAGAGCUUAGUAGAGAUAACUACAGAACUUUGUCCGGUGCUUAGCGUACAACAAGUGUAUAGAAUCAGUACUAUGUACUGGGAUGACAAAUACGGUACACAUACCGUAUCUUCAGAGGUGACAGCAAGCAUGCGGCGUAUAAUAGCAGAGGAAAGCAACCCUAUCAGCAAUUCGUUUUUACUAGACGACGAUACAAGCAUCCCAUUCUCGCUUGAUGAUCUCUCGAAAUCGAUGCAAAACAUAGAGGUUGCAGAGAUCGAUCCUCCUCCGUUGAUUCGACAUAACUCCAACUUCAUGUUCUUGUUGGAAAGUAUCGGUGAUUCCUUUCAUAUCUCCGGCGAAAGUGUGGACCUUGCGUUGAGGAUUUUCUUGAUUACAGAGAGAGGAUGGUCGUUUCUCCGUUUAGAAGUGGCGAAGAUGAAUCUGCGAGCUGCUGAGGAAGAAUCUUCUCGAGAGAUUCACAUUCCAGCUGAUAUAAAUUGGGAAAUGCUUGAUAAAUCGAAGUUUUUUGUUCUCGGUGCGGCCUUGUUUUCAGGAGUAUCAGGAGCUCUUUACCCUGCGGUUUUGAUCAAAACCCGGCAGCAAGUUAGCUACUCACAAGUUUCCUGUAUCAGGACUGCGUUCACUCUUGUCAGACACGAAGGUUUCAAAGGGUUGUACAGAGGAUUUGGGACAUCUUUGACGGGAACUAUCCCUGCUCGUGCGUUGUACAUGACUGCACUAGAGGUCACUAAGAGUAACGUAGGCUCUGCAGCGGUUAGCUUAGGAUUUACAGAAGUCAAGGCUGCUGCAAUUGCCAACGCGGUUGGUGGUUUGACCGCUGCAAUGGCGGCACAGCUUGUUUGGACACCUGUUGAUGUGGUGAGCCAGAGGCUUAUGGUUCAAGGUAGCAGUGGUUUGCUCAAUGCGUCGAAAUGCAAUUAUGUUAAUGGGUUUGAUGCAUUUAGAAAGAUCAUUACUUCAGAUGGACCAAAGGGAUUGUACAGAGGAUUUGGGAUAUCUAUUUUGACUUACGCCCCUUCUAAUGCGCUCUGGUGGGCUUCUUACUCUGUUGCUCAACGGAUGGUUUGGAGUGGAGUUGGGUGUUAUGUUUGUAAGAAAGACGACAGAGCAAACAAUGAGAAUGGGAACAACGGUAUGAUUAAACCGGACUCCAAAACGAUUAUGGCUGUUCAAGGAGUUAGUGCCGCCAUUGCUGGUAGUUUCUCUGCUCUGAUAACAAUGCCGCUCGACACAAUUAAGACAAGACUACAGGUUCUAGACGGAGAAGAUAGUAACAGUGCGAAGCGUGGUCCGACUUUUAGACAGACUGUUAGAAACUUGGUAAGGGAAGGUGGAUGGACAGCUUGUUACAGAGGAUUGGGACCUCGAUGCGCUUCUAUGUCUAUGUCUGCAACAACUAUGAUCACUACUUAUGAGCUCUUGAAGCGACUUUCGGCAAAGGACCAUGACACGUUUUGCUCUAGAUCACAAUGA